Molecule: messenger RNA, 1935 nt
Organism: Sporothrix brasiliensis 5110
Lineage: Eukaryota; Fungi; Ascomycota; Sordariomycetes; Ophiostomatales; Ophiostomataceae
Exons: 3
Coding region: 1-1935 (644 amino acids)
Source: RefSeq, a predicted model, not a curated record
AUGGACUCGCCAUCGACAAUACCGACGUACGACGGCGAGGACGCCGAGCGCGUCUUUGCACGAAGCCGCGCGCACUGGCAGCAGGCGCUCGCCCAGGCCCUGGCGCUGCCCAGCACGGCCGCGGCCGCGGCGCCCAAGGCCUUGGAUGUGCAGCGUGUGCUGUUCCGCACACCGGCGCUGCCGGAUUCGCUGCCGCGCGACGCCAACACGAUCUACGGCAUGCCGUUUUGGACGGGGGCCCCCCUCAAACCGUGCGCGCAUCGCAAUCUGCAGGGACCAAAGGAGAAGUUUUCACUGCGGACGGAGUACCGCAUCCGCGUGACGGCGGCGCCGGCGGAGAGCACGUCCUUUUCAACGUGGCCAGGCACGCCCCACAAUGGCCUGGCGUGGCUGGCGCUGGGCUGGGCCUAUGUGCUGGGUGCUAGCCUCGCCGAGCGGCAGGGCGUGGCAGUCGAGUACCGUGGCGAAGAUAAUUGCACUGUCGACGGCCAGCAUGACAGUACGCAGCAGACUGUGUCGCUCCCGUACGCCACGCCCGCCGAACGGCGAUGGUGGCGCGCCAUCACCGCCCCGGGCGCUGGCUGGGUGCUUGCGGACGGCGGCUUGACGCCAUGGGCCGUCGAUGUGGCCGAGGAGGGCCUGGCACGGGUCGCUGUUGACACGGAUGCCGACGAGAUCAACGCCGUGGCGGAGACACCUCCCACGGCGCGGCAGGCCGCGCGCUACCUCGCCCGCCUGUGUGCCUUCUUCCGUCUCGGCAGCCAGAGUUCCGCCGCGUUUGCUGCCGCGCUCACCUUUCCACUGCAUAGCCACACAUUUUGGCCCGUGGUCGUGGCCGAGGUCGAGGUCGAGGUCGAGGUCGAGGUCGAGGUCGAGGUCGUGGACGUGGACGUGGUCAUGGUCGUGGUCGUGGCCGCGGCCGUGUUCAUGACCGAAUUCGCCAACCUCAGCUACUACUUGUCGCUCAGCCUCGCGCCGUGGGUGAUUGGUUCGGCUCUCUUCAGUGCCUUCUGGGAGCGUGACGUGCCUUGCCACUUGGCUGGUGCCUGGAUCCAACCCGCCGCUGCCAUCGUCAUACCAAUCCUGUGGACGGAGACCGGUGCCACCCGGCCCGAUGGCGACUUUGAGCUUUUUGCUAAAGUGCUCUCGGGGACGCGUUCGGCUCCCUUGUGGCUUGGUGUCGCUCUCUGUGGACACGGCCGCUUCUUGCAAAGCGUCUAUUGGUACCUGACCCACCUCCGGUCUGCGGGUUAUUUGGUCUCAAGAGUGAUGGCGGCCGCCUGGACGGGCCUGCAGGCUUGCUUUUUACAUGACUUACUAUCGGCCUCGCCACAGGGUGCCGGCCUUGUGUCCCGUGCCCAUGUGUGGCGGUUGCGGCAUGCGUUUACCAGAAAUUACCCUCCGGAUGAGAACUUUCAGUACAUGCCCUUGCAUCCUUGGCCCCCGUUCGGCGUGAUGCGUGUCGAGGACGUCGAGCUGGAGAUUCGAGAACAUGUGACGUGCUGCCACCGUUGGAUGUACUCCCAUUGGACCUGGCUGGUCCCGGGUGCUGAUACUGACCAAGACGAUGGCUUCAUCCUCAACAGGCGCACACCGAUGCCACCUGCCCGGAUCAUUCCGGCUCCACCGGCGCCCGAUUCACCGCUGGAUGCUACACUCGCGGCAGCCUUGGAGAAAGACCCUAUUCAGCCGACUGAAUGGGAUAAAAUCCGUGCCCUGUCCCGGCACGCCACGGAGACUAUUUUUUGGUGGGCCAACUCCCAAGUCGAACGGGGUUUUGCUGGCACCGUUUUGCCGCAGAUGCCGGCCCAGGGCGAUCGUUUGCCUGCAACGGGUAGCCCGAAGCAACCCAAGCAUUACGAUGCCACGUCGGUGGUAGUAUGGCGAGACGGUGUUGCGCAAGGUGAUGCGCCAGAGGGCACUACGUCGCCUUAA